Molecule: messenger RNA, 1428 nt
Organism: Lathyrus sativus (Indian pea)
Lineage: Eukaryota; Viridiplantae; Streptophyta; Magnoliopsida; Fabales; Fabaceae
Source: the annotation of a GenBank genome assembly
AUGGAUUCGGAAUCUUCUAAUGGUUCUUUAAAUACAAAAACCUGCAAAUGUCGCUACUGCAAUUGCGAAUGUGGUUGCUCGGAGAUUUCGACGAAUUGGAUUCGUAAGGUGAAACGGAAGCAUGAUGAGAUGGAAAAGGUGAGGAAAUCUAACGGUGGUGGUGGGGUUGUUCGGGUUGAAAUUGAGGAUGAAUGUGUUGCGUUACGAGAAGCUGUUAGUAGUCAGCAGAAAGCGAUUCAGGAUUUGUAUUCUGAAUUGGAAGAGGAGAGAAAUGCUGCUUCGUCUGCGGCGAGUGAAACGAUGUCGAUGAUAUUGAGAUUGCAGACUGAGAAGGCGGAGCUUGAGAUGGAAGCGCGGCAGUUUAAGCGUUUUGUUGAGGAGAGGACGAGUCAUGAUCAGCAGGAGCUUUUUGCUUUGGAGGAUUUGUUGUAUAAAAGAGAACAGGCGAUUCAUUCGCUUACUUGCGAAGUUCAGGCUUAUAAGCAUAGGCUGAUGAGUUAUGGUUUAACUGAGUCGGAGGUGGAAGGGGAUUGUGAAUUUCCGCCUUAUGAGUAUCCUCCUUUGAAAUGUAAUGUAAUGCAUGCUGUUGGGGAUGUUGAUAAUGAUGAUGUUUUUGAUGUUGAUGUUGAGAAGUAUGCGUUUGGGGAAACUCCGAGGGAUCGUUUGAGGAGCUUGGAGAAUAGGAUAUCUCAAAUGGAGAGAACUCCGACUUAUAGUCAAAUGGAUGGUGAUUUCAAUACGAAGAAUGUUAUAGAGAAGGUGAUUGUUGGACACUCUCCUAGAAGGAAUAAACAUUCAAGGAAAUUUUCAUGUGACUCGUCUUCAUUUGGCGCAGAGUUUGUGUCGGAUUCUCCAAGGAUCAAUGGUAGCUCUAGGAAGAUGGAUUAUAAUGGGUCAGAGGAUUUCUCCAAUACGAAGAAGGUGGAUAAUGUCUCUGAGGUGGGUGAUAAUACUGAUAGAGUUUACACUGUUGACUCUGAAUUUAAAGGGGGAGUUGGUGGGUAUGAUGAUGAGUAUGCAACAACUCCAAGGGAGUUUGGAAAUCAGGGUGAUUUUGAAGAUCCUUAUGUAAAGAAGCUUUGCAUGAGGCUUCAAGCACUUGAGGCAGACAGGGAAUCAAUGAGACAGUCAAUCAUUUCGAUGCGUACGGAUAAAGCACAACUUAUUUUGCUCAAGGAAAUAGCUCAACAUCUGUGCAAAGGGACGUCGGAUCAGAGGAGAGUGACUGUGAAAACCUUCGUUGGCGGCUUCUCGUUCUUCACAAUUUUUAAGUGGGUGGCUUCAAUUGUUUUCUGGAGAAAGAGAGGUCAUCAAAUCAAGUAUAUGUUAGGGCUACCAUCUACCGACGCUGGCUUAUUAAUGCUCCUUGAUAAAGAACCCCAGCUAAGGUCGUGGAGAUAUGUUUCAAGAGCACAAACUGGAGGAUAG